AUUUUUCAUUCUAUACAUUAUUCUCUUUGGAUAUAUAUAUAUAGCUAUAUAAAUAUAAUUUAUUGUUAUAGAAUUGAGAUGGCUAUGUUGGAGGUGGUGGUGGUGGUGAUGAUGAUCACUACUCUGGUCAUGGCCUCAUCAUCAAAUAAUAUCUAUGCUAAUGCAAUCAAGUCUGAACCACAAGUUCCUUGCUUCUUCAUAUUUGGAGAUUCUUUGGCUGAUAAUGGAAACAAUAACCAGCUUCUCACUUUGGCUAAAGUCAACUAUGAACCCUAUGGGAUUGACUCCCCAGAUGGCCCAACUGGAAGAUUCACCAAUGGCCGAACCACUGUUGAUAUUUUAGCUGAGCUUCUGGGUUUUGAAAAGUACAUUCCAGCCUUUGGUUCACUUAAUAGUAGCUCCAAUUUAAUGAGUGGGGUCAAUUAUGCUUCUGGGGCAGCUGGAAUUCUCUCACUUUCUGGGAAACAUAUGGGUGACAAUAUUGGUCUGAGGAAACAAGUAAGGAAUCACAGGGUUUUGGUGUCAAAAAUUAUUGAGACACAAAGGGACAAAGGACUAGCCAAAAAGUACUUAAACAAGUGCUUGUAUUGGGUUGCAAUGGGAAAUAAUGACUACAUUAACAACUACUUCAUGCCUUGGAUUUACCCUUAUGGAAAUCUUUACAAUCCUGAUCAGUUUGCCGAUCUUCUUAUCCAAAAAUACAGUAGCCAAAUCAUGAAAUUGUACAAUAAUGGAGCAAGAAUGGUUGCUUUGAGUGGACUAGGGCAGAUUGGUUGCACUCCAAACUCGAUAUCGACUUAUGGAGCAACCAAUGGAUCAACAUGUGUAGAUUACAUGAACGAAGCUGUUCAAUUCUUCAACAAAAAACUUGUAACACUCGUAGAUAAAUUCAACAAUGAUUUUGUUGAUGCAAAGUUUAUUUACAUUAACUCUUACGGAAUGGGGUCUGGAGAUCCUACCCAAGCUGGGUUCAAAGUUUGGGAUGUUGGGUGUUGUUCGGUGAAUGAGGUUGGGCAAUGUAAGAAGUUGGAAAAGCCAUGUGAGAAUAGGACUGAGUAUGUGUUUUGGGACUCACAUCAUCCCACUGAGGCUUCCAACCUAAUCACUGCUGCUAGAAUCUUCAAAGCUUACGACUCAUCAGACAGUUAUCCCAUGGAUCUUAGUAGCCUAAUUCAAUCAUUUGGGCCUAAACCCUAUUAAUUAUAUGACUAUAUGAUCAGAUCUUUAUUACUAUUAUUAUUAUGGUAAUAAAUGAUAAUAAUGUUAUUUGUAUCUAGAAUUAAGAAAUUAUAUAAAUAAAACUUAAGCAAACGUGCAUAUUGUACGUUGUUUGAAUAUAA
Messenger RNA from Humulus lupulus (European hop), 1340 nucleotides. Its product is annotated as GDSL esterase/lipase At1g29670-like. NCBI's taxonomy places the organism in Eukaryota, Viridiplantae, Streptophyta, Magnoliopsida, Rosales, Cannabaceae. The record is from RefSeq and is a predicted model, not a curated record. Gene Ontology annotation, molecular function: hydrolase activity, acting on ester bonds. The transcript has 5 exons. The coding region runs from base 79 to 1200 and encodes 373 amino acids.